This is a messenger RNA of Malurus melanocephalus (red-backed fairy wren), 6225 nucleotides long. It is a transcript of the gene NES, whose product is annotated as nestin. Gene Ontology annotation, molecular function: intermediate filament binding; CCR5 chemokine receptor binding. Bases 380 to 5779 code for a protein of 1799 amino acids. The transcript is spliced from 5 exons. Lineage: Eukaryota; Metazoa; Chordata; Aves; Passeriformes; Maluridae. Gene Ontology annotation, cellular component: intermediate filament. Gene Ontology annotation, biological process: positive regulation of intermediate filament depolymerization. The record is from RefSeq and is a predicted model, not a curated record.
CUCUGGGGCUCCCGAGCCCCCCGAUUUUGGAGCAGCACCACCGAGGGAUGCUGCAGCCAAGCCCUCAGCGUGGGCAUCUGCCAACUGCCCUUGGACAUGGGCCAAGCUCCACGCCGAGCCCCACGGCARCCCUCCAGCUCCCUGGCAUGGCCCUCGGGCUUUGGGGAGGGCAUUCCCAGCCCAGCCACGCCGGGGGAGGGAGGAUCCGAGCCCUCGAGUCACCCUCCCAAAGUGGGAAGGAGCACCUUGCUCAUCGCCAGGGCAGGGAAAUCAGAGCUCAGCGUCGAGCCCACGUGGGCUGGAAUCGGCCCGGCUGCGGAAGGGUUAAACCCGGCUGCUCGUCUGGGUCUCGGGGGCCUCCCACUCGCCAUCGCAGAGUAUGAAUAGCUGCGCUCCCCCCUGCUCCCAGGCACUCGCUUCCCUCUCUGCCUUCCCACUCUGCCUCGGCGUUGUCCCCUCCUCCCCCGGCGUCUUCCUCCGGCAGCUCCGGCAUCCCCCGGCAUCCCCGAUGCUGAGCACGGAAAGUUUCGCGGGGCCGAGAGCCCUGGGAGAGGAAUCKCUGCAGAUGUGGGACCUCAACAAGCGGCUGGAGGCGUACCUGGCCCGCGUGAAGUUCCUGGAGGAGGAGAACGAGGUGCUGCGAGCUGAAAUCCAGAGCGCCAAGAGCAGCCCCGCCGGGGACUCGUGGCGGGUGAAGUACGAGGAGGAGCUGAGAGCCCUGCGGGAUGCACUGGAUCACGCCUUCAGGGAGAAAUGCACGGCCGAGCUGGCCAGGGACAACCUCUACGAGGAGGUCSAGCAGGUGAAAAGCAGGUGCCAGAAGGAGAAGGCGGCCCGAGAAGAAGCUAAGAAGCAGCUGAACUUGAGCAGGAAGGAGCUGGAGGAGGAGAGGAGAGCGCAGAUCUGGCUGAAGGAGAGAGCUGUGCAGCUGGAGAAGGAGGUGGAAGCCUUGCUGGAGGUGCACGAGGAGGAGAAAGCGGGGCUGGACCAGGAGAUCGCGAGUUUCUCCCACAGCCUGGAGAGYUUCCGCUGUGCACCCGUGGCUUUCCAGCCUGUGGAGGUGGAGGAUUACUCCAAGAGGCUCUCGGAGAUCUGGAAAGGGGCGGUGGAGACCUACAAGACAGAGGUGGCACAGCUGGAAGGAUCCCUCUGCCAGGCCAAGGAGAACCUCUGGAAGGCGGUGGAGGACAACCAGCAGAGCCAGCUGCAGCUGCAGCACCUGGAGAAGGACCUGGCGGGGCUCAAAGCRCGCAAGGAGAUGCUGGAGGAGAGCCUGGCCCAGCAGUGGCAGGAGCAGCGCGGGGAGGCAGAAAAGUUCCAGCUCGCCAUGGAAGCCCUGGAGCAGGAGCAGCAGAGCCUGCGGGUGCAGAUCGCCCGGGUACUGGAGGACAGGCAGCAGCUCAUGCACCUCAAGAUGUCCCUCAGCCUGGAAGUGGCGACCUACAGGUGGGGUUCCCGGUGGCGCUGGGCUGGGGAAUUCAGGCUGGCCAACGGUGUGCGAGAUCUCAAACUGGAGGYGAGCAGCGGCAGCAAACUGGUCCCAGUCAGCCCCGAGAGCAGGAGAUCGCUGCCCCGGGAGCUCUGCGCCAGCCCCUGCAUCUUCCCCAGGGCAGAGGGGAGGGGGCAGCCGGCAAAACCCCCGAGUGACAUCCUGAUACCCAAAAACCAGAGUACUCCCAGCGCCAGGGAGCUCCAGAAAAUCAGCUCAGUCCUCCACRGCGCGGCACCGCCGGCUGCCGGCAGGGCUGGGGGGGCUCCCGGGGGUAAAGCUGUCCCUCCUCUGUCCCCGGAGCCACCAGAGCCGGGGAGUUCUGAGGGAGAGGGUCCCGCCUGGCCGGGGGGAGCCGGGGCUGCGCUGACACAAACAGCGCCCGGCCGCAGGCUGCAGUACCCGGCCCAGCUGGUCAGCGAGGCGCUGGAGGACGCCUUCAAGGCCAUGGAAGAUGAUGGUCAGCCCGAAGGGGAGCCCACGCUCAGCGCCACCUGGGAUGCUCUCAGCCCCGUUUUCCCCKCAGGGGUUUGUGGAGGGGCUGUGUCAGAGGGGCCCGGGGAAGAGCCAGAGCUCUCCGAGGGCUCUGAGGAUGGAGACAGCCCUGCAGCAGAGGAGAGGGUCGGGGAAGCCGUGCUCCAGGGACUGGGCAGAACCGCGUCCCCACUGGGCGUGACCACUUCCUUGAGUGCCGCAGGGAGCCGGGAGGAUUUGGGAGCCUGGGAGGAGGAGGAGGAGGAACCUGCUGUGCAGAGCCCGAGGGAUGCACAAGUGGAGGCCCAGGAAGAGGACAGGGAUCUCCCAGGACAGGCAGUGACYRSCUGGGAAAAGCCAGAGCAAGAGGAGGACAGGGCAGAGACCUCAAGCACAGAGCCUUCACACCCCUCAGAGGAUGAGGAGGAGGAGGAGAGGGCACCCCACAGCCCCUGUGAGGAGAAUGGAGAUUUCCAGGGAGAAGAGGAGUGUCUGCAAAGAGAAGUGGAAGCUGCUUAUGCUCUCCCUGUGGAAAGCCACCUGGUUUUGCCCACAAAAGGUCACCUGGAGGAGGAUUUCACUGACGCAGAGCAGGAAAAGUCUGAGCAGCAGAAAAUGCCCACGUGUGAKACUGCAGAGGAGGAGAGAGGACAGCAGCUGUGCCCAGAGCAGGAGCCUUUCAGUGCCCAUGAGGCCACCCCAGCAGAGGAGGGUUCGUCAGGAACUGAAGAAGAUGCUGUGGGAGGGGAGGACACAGGCAGUGUGAAAGAUGGUGAGGGAGAAAAGGGAGAGGCCACCACGGAGGGGCUGGGAAGGGAGGAGCAUGGGGCAGGAGAGGACCCUGAGGUAAGAGAGGAUCACACAGAAGGAGAGGACUCCAAGCCAGGAGAUCAUGGGGCAGGAGAAGGCUCUGAGGCAGGAGAGGAUCCUGAGGCAGGAGAGGAUCCCAGGGCAGGAGAAGAUCUUGAAGCAGGAGAGGAUCCUGAGGCUGGAGAAAAUCUUGAGGCUGGAGAAAAUCUUGAGGCAGGUGAGGAUCUCAAGGGUGGAGAGGAUCCUGAGGCAGGAGAGGAUCCUGAGGCAGGAGAGGAUCCUGAGGCAGGAGAGGAUCCCAGGGCAGGGGAAGAUCUUGAAGCAGGAGAGGAUCCUGAGGCUGGAGAGGAUCCCAAGAUUGGAGAGGAUCCCAGGGCAAGAGAGGAUCUUGAAGCAGGAGAGGAUUCCAGGCCAGGAGAAGAUCUCUGGGCAGGAGAGAAUCUCAGGGCAGGAGAGGAUCCCAAGGCAGGAGAAGGCUCUGAGGCUGGAGAGGAUCCCAGGGCAGGAGAGGAUCUCAAGGCUGGAGAAGAUCUUGAAGCAGGAGAGGAUCUUGAGGCAGGAGAGGUUCCUGAGGCAGGAGAGGAUUCCAGGGCAGGAGAGGGCUCUGAGGCAGGAGAGGAUCCCGAGGCUGGAGAAAAUCUUGAGGCUGGAGAAAAUCUUGAGGCAGGAGAGGAUCUCGAGGCUGGAGAAGGCUCUGAGGCAGGAGAGGAUCCCGAGGCUGGAGAAAAUCUWGAGGCAGGAGAAGAUCUCGAGGGUGGAGAGGAUCCCAGGGCAGGAGAGGAUCCCGAGGCAGGUGAGGAUCUUGAAGCAGGUGAUGCUGAGGGAGGUGACACCCCGGGGUGGGAGAGCAGAGCCCCAGAGGAGCCUGAGGACCUGCAGGAGGAACAGGAGGAGCCRGAGCCAGGAGAGGAGCCCUGSRCWSYRGGGMAUGGUGACAAUGGCCAAGAGCCCUGYCCAGAGGACUGGGAGGUGACAGCAGAGGACACAGAAAGGGCUUUAGGGAUAGAAGAGCCAUCCUGGGCAGAUGACACCCCAAGCAGCACAGAAAGACUGGAAAGCCAGGAGAGAGAUGGCGCAUGGCCAGCAGAGCUGGAAGAAGCCCAGGAAGAUGAUGAAGAAGAUGCCAAGAGGCAGGAGAUGAGCCAGCAACAGCCACUGCCAGGGGCUGAGCCAGCACCGGAGCUGGCAAGGAACGAGCAGCAGGCAGAGCCAGCCCCAGCCUCUCCAGGAGCCCCCGGGGCAGGGCACAGCCAGGCCCAGGCUCCGGAGGAGCUGUGGGAGGUGCAGGGUGAGGAUGAUGAUGAUGAUGAUGAUGAUGAUGGGCUCAGCUCAGAGCCCACGGCGCUGCAGCAGGUGCCAGGUGACAGCAUGGAGAGCAGCGAGUGGGCACAGGAGGAGGUCCCUGGACAGCCAGAGCUCAGCCAGGGCAGUGGCAGGAGGGUGGAGCUGGAGGAUACCCUGCCUGACAGCACCCCUUUGCACCUCUAUGAGGGAGAGAUGCUGGCUGUGGGUGCACCCAGCCAAUGUCCUGAGACUGAGGACACCACAGACACAGCUCAGGAGGGUGAAGAGAGKGACAAACCACCCACUCCCACCGUGACACAGAGCCCCAAAGAGGAGCCAGCACUGGAGGUGGCAGAAGGUASCGAGGAAGAGGAAGGUUACUUCAUGGUCUCUGCUCCCAGCCAAGACAUGUCCAACGCGGAGGAAACCGAGAUCUGCGAGGACUUUGAAGAAAUUAAAGUUGAAGCAACUGAAAGCAGCCAGGAUGAUCUGGGGGCUCCUGGAGAAGCAUCUCCAGUGCCAGAGGGCGAAGGGCACCUUGAGGCGUUCGUUGGGGAAGCCGAUGAAGACAUGGAGAUGCCCACAGAAGAACCCAAAAUGCCAAAGGGUGAGGGUGAGGAUGAGGAUGAGGAUGAGGACAACACUGCUGAGCUGGAGGAAGGCCCAGCUGUGCCUGAAGCAAAUUCCAGCGGUCUGGGGGCCGUGGGACCAUUAGCAGGAGGUACUGAGGAGCCAGCCCAGGGUGCCACCGGAGCAUGGGAAGGACCGGAGCAUUUGGAAGUUUUGGCUGCUGAGUCAGAUGAGGAGCUGCACAACCCCAUAAAGCUGGAGAACAACGCCAGACCCUGCAGCCUGGGGCUGGUGGAGCAGGAUGAGGUGGAUGAGGAUGAGGAUGAGCCCAGCAUGGCUCUCUGUGACACAGCCAAAGCCACCUCUCCAGCAGAGCUCCWKGCAGUGCCYGACRGAGCGGAGCAGCCGCUGGAAGAGCAGCUGCCCUUGGAGGAGGAAGCACUGGACAGUGACAGAGCUCCUUCAGCCAGGAUUGAGCAGCCCCCCGAAGCCAAAUCCCCUCAGCUGGGCUCUGUGCCGGAGCAGGGGGCUUUUCCAGAGGUGACUCAGGAUAUCCCCGACACUUCUGUUCUCUCUGCAGAGGUGCCAGYGGACCUCAUGAAAGACUCGGAUAUUUUGGAAAUCGUUGAGCAGGCCCUGGAAUUCAACCAGGAGCUGAUGGGGGUGAGAGCAGCCGAGGGUGGGCAGCAGGGUCCUGGCAGGACCGGGCUCUCCCAGGAUGCAGGGGAUGAAUCCUCAGCUGCCUCAUCCAGCGAGGAAGAGCCGACAGUGCAGGAGGCAGCCGGAGAUGCAGUGCUGGAUAUGAAAUGUCCAGUCCGGGCUGAGAACGGGCUGCACCGGGAGAACAGCCUGGAGGACCUGGCUGAAUUCACCGAGGAGGUGCUGAACGGCAUCGCCAGCACGGCACCGGCACAGGAGCUGCCCACGGAGACCGCAGACCCCUCGGUGGAGAUGCCACCGCAGUCCCCAACCCCCGGGGAUGGCAUUGCCACCAAGCUGGGGGACGCCACCCUGAGAGGGAAGCACGGUGGAGCUGACCCSAGCCCCGUGCCCUCUGCUCUGGGGGAGGAUGUCCUGUGCCUCAUGUCUGACCAGCCACCAGCGUGUCGGCUCAGAGCUGAGCAGGAGCCCUGGUCCUCAGGGGACGAGUGACAGCAGGAGAGGGGACCCCUCUGGUAGCCCCUUUGUACCCCCACUUGUCCCACCCACCACCCUCAUUCUCCCCGAUCUCCUCAUGGUUUAUAACAUGUUUGUGUGGAUUUUUUGCACCCCGUUUCAGAGUGAAGAACCACCAAGUUUCUUUCCACCCCGCAGCCCACCCAAAUCCGCAUGCUUGCUCCRGGACCCCCUGCUUCAUUUCCAACUCCUCUGGGUGGGUUGCCGUGGCUGUAUUUAAUUUAAAAUCUGUGUUUCCCCCCCUCUCCCUGCAAUCUUCCCCAUUCCACUCCCCCAGCAUUUGCCCCAGGAAGCCCAGCUGGAGGCUGGGGACCCCCACCACACUUGGGGUGACAUCACCCUGGGGUCCCCAGGCCACCCCUGGGGGCUGAGCCACGCUGGAUGUAUCCGCUGCCUCGAUCAAUUAAUUUAAUAAAGCCUCA